Molecule: messenger RNA, 2778 nt
Organism: Aspergillus saccharolyticus JOP 1030-1
Lineage: Eukaryota; Fungi; Ascomycota; Eurotiomycetes; Eurotiales; Aspergillaceae
Exons: 7
Molecular function (GO): ATP hydrolysis activity; ATP binding
Source: RefSeq, a predicted model, not a curated record
AAAUGGAAAGCGCAGAGGUCCCACACAAGGAGGAGAAGUUGGUGGAUGAGUUGUCCGCGCUCCUGGAGCAGACGGCCGCGUAUUAUACGGAAGAGGUCUUCGAUGAAGAUGACAAAGUGCGCUGGCUCACCAAAAGUGCCAAGGCUCUACAGUGGAUUUUUGCAAAGGCCUCCCAGCAGCACAAGCCCAAACCCGAAGCUGAGAAGCCAGAGGAGGAGGCCCCACGGCAGGUCGCAACCCCGAAGAUCGAGCCGGUCCCGUGGAAGGAAUGGAGCAAGACCCAAGGACCCUGCACCGAGCCGCAUAGCGCCAUCUAUCUUCUCGCUGACGAGCCCCCCGCGAGGCAGCGCUCUCGUAGCGGCCGACCUGGCGCCCCUGCGUUGCCCAAUCGUAUCCGCAUUCGAUCCUUACCCGUCAUGCGCAUCCUGCUUGGCCUCUGUGACGGGUCUCUAGAGUAUCACGUCGGGUAUGGUCUGGUCAUCAUGCGUCCGUUCAAAAUUCUGGUGCACUUGGAGCAGGAGAUCCGCAAUCGACUGGCGGAGCUGGAGCAGGCCCACUAUAGUCAGGGGCCGCAGGCAAAGAUCCCAGCGUCGUCGUCGACGGAUGAACACGAAGCCCCUCCGAGUGUAUAUAGUCUGGAUGACAUUUUCAAAGCGGAAACGGAUUGGACCUCCCUGACCUUGAAGGAAAAGGAAGAAGCCGCCAAGGACUUCCGUUGUCUGGUAUCCUUCAUGGAUGAGUAUGUUCUCCCCGUGAGAGCCGCCCUGCAGACCACCACCGAGGUCCUGUUCAGCGAACUGUGGCAUCUGUUCACCCCGGGAAGCCUGAUCUAUGUUCCGGACAAGAUGAUUCCGCAGAAGGUCUGGAGAAUCAUCCAAGGGACCGGAGGGCGCCGCAACAUGGAACAGCCCUCCAUGUCGGAUAGGCAGUUUGAAUUGGGGGGAGGGAUCUGGAACGACCGGUGCAACCCGUUCGUGUUAGAUUGCUACUACAUCGACUGGAAUGGUACGCAGUUUGUUCGGGUGCACAAAGUAUUCACCAUCCAAGAGUUCCAAGAGGUGCAACCGGUCACCUCCUUACCGGUGUUCCCCCUCCAUACCGCCGAGCAGCUCAACCUGGUCGACCGCACGGAGCUGUUAGCCCGGGCCAACCACUUCCUGCAGUACACGAAGCCAGGCUAUCGCUACUAUUCCGGCCGCAGUCUGAAUCUGGCCCCGGAUGGUCGCAAGUUGCGCCAGGCGAACCCGGAUCCGACGAGCAUGGGCACCGUGGCGACACCUUCCGAGUACAUCGAGAGCCAAGUCAUGGUGGACUUUGAGCGCGCUCUGCAGAGCAUCCCCGAGUGGAGCCCCGAAAGUCCAGAUGCGACCCUGUCCAAAACUCCGGCGGCGGAGCUGGCGGGGGACGAGACUGAUCGCUACAUCGAAGAUGACCGAGUCUGGGACUUGCGCAUUGCCGAGAGCCCCGUGGAGCCCCGGAAAGAAGCCUGGCAGGACCUGGAGAUCGAUCCGGGCCACCGCAACAUCAUCCAGUCGCUAAUGGAAACCCAUUUCUCCAAAUCUCGGCCCAAGCGGCGCCAAUUUGAUCUCGUGCGGGACAAAGGCAAGGGUCUGAUUAUCCUCCUGCACGGCGUACCAGGAGUAGGCAAGACCUCGACAGCCGAAACGGUGGCGGAGUAUUAUAACAAGCCUUUGCUGCCAAUCACCUGCGGUGACCUGGGUCUGACGCCGCGAGACGUGGAGCGCAACCUGGAGAACUGCUUCCAGAUGGCGCAGGCCUGGGAGUGUGUGCUGCUGUUGGACGAAGCCGACGUCUUCCUGGCGGAGCGCAGCGCCGACAACGUCGACCGCAACGCGCUGGUCUCCGUCUUCCUGCGAGUGCUCGAGUACUACGAAGGGGUGCUCUUCCUCACCACCAACAAAGCGCAGCAUCCGGAGUAUAAGCCCAUCUGGAACGGCCGCCAGAUCCGCAAUGCCUUCCAGACCGCAAUCGCCCUCGCCGAGUUCAAGGCGCAGGACAAGCACCACAUCCCGCUCACCCGCGACCAUUUCAUCCAGGUCACCAGCGUCUCCAAUCAGUUCAACUCGUACCUGUGGGCAGUGAAGCACCGCCGCAAUGACGAGUACGAGAAUCUCCGCAAGGGGCUCCGCGCUGAUGGUUUCGCCGCCGCCCCGACUGCAGCCCCGGCGGCGUCCGCGUAUACGACCGCAGCAGCACCAGCAGCAGCACCAGCAGCACCAGCAGGAGCACCGACGGCGCCAGGAUUUCUCGCGUACCCGCCGCCCAACACCGCCGCACCAGCUGCAGUGACGGGUCUGCCGACCUUGAAUGUCGCCCAAUAUUGGGCCCCCGGGACGUAUGCCGCGCCGCCAACGACCGUGCCGCCCCAGAGCCCGUACCAGCACCCGGCAGGGAGUCAACCACCACCGGGGACGUAUCCAGCGGGCCCGUCGGGCUAUGCAGGCGCAGGGCAGCCGCAACAGAAUUAUGCCGCGCAGCCUCCGCAACCGCCAGCGCAGACGGGUUAUGCCGGUCAGCCAGUUCAGCCGCAGCAGCAGCAGCAGAUGGCUCCUCCAUCGCACAACCCGAAUGCGCAUACUCCUUAUUCUUCUCCGGGGACUUAUCCUCCUGGUUCCGCACCUCCGCGUUGAUAGACGUGUGUUCGUGGAGGAGUGGUGAGACACGGCCUGCAGCAAUGGCGAAGCGUGUAGCUGGGGCGGCUGCUACAGAAAGACUAGCAGUAUAAGAAAUCCUUAAUCAAAGAAAUCUAAAAAGGCA